Molecule: messenger RNA, 2829 nt
Organism: Penicillium verhagenii
Lineage: Eukaryota; Fungi; Ascomycota; Eurotiomycetes; Eurotiales; Aspergillaceae
Product: putative importin beta-2 subunit
Exons: 3
Coding region: 1-2829 (942 amino acids)
Biological process (GO): protein import into nucleus
Cellular component (GO): cytoplasm; nucleus
Molecular function (GO): protein binding; nuclear import signal receptor activity
Source: RefSeq, a predicted model, not a curated record
AUGGAUUGGCAACCGCAAGAUGAGCCAUUGAGGCAGCUGGCCUGCUGCCUUAGAGACUCCCUCAAUGGCCAGGACCCCGCGCUCCGGAAACAAGCCGAAGAGAUGCUUGCUUCGGCGACUUCAUCUCCAGAUUAUGUCAAUUAUAUCACCUAUCUCUUCUCGACUCCUCAAGUUCCCACCGCCGUCGGCAUGGACGACAGUACCUAUAGCGUUGUGCGCUUUGCCGCCGCUAUGAACAUCAAAACGAAGCUUUAUAUGGCAUAUCAGACUAUCCCACCACAAAGCUUGAACUUCAUUCGAUCCGCCGCCUUGAUCGCCCUCCGAGACAACAACCCACAGGUUCAGCGAGGUGCCGGUACCAUCAUUACGGAGCUGUUGCAGCGCGGUGGACUACUAGCCUGGCCGGAGGUUCUGCAAGAGCUUCUUUCCCUGGUCGGCAACACAGCAGGAGAUGUGUCCAUUCCAGCCCAAGAGGCUGCCAUGGCUGCGCUUUUCAAGGUGUGCGAGGACAACCGCAAGAUUUUGGACCGCGACUACCAAGGCCAACGCCCGCUCAACGUGAUCAUCCCCAAGCUGCUGGAGUUCACCGGACGAGAGAGCGCACGGGUUCGCUCGCUCGCGCUAAGCAGCAUUCACAUUUUCCUUCCCCACCAGCCCCAAGCCCUGAUGGGCUCGUUGGACCUCUUCCUUUCGCAACUGUUCAACCUGGCCGGCGACCAAGAUACCGAGGUGCGAAAGAUGGUGUGCCAGUCAUUUUCGCAGCUCGUGGAGUUCGCCCCCGAGAAGCUCAUCCCGCACAUGGAUGGUUUGGUCAACUACAUCCUCAUUCAGCAGCAGAACGGAGAGGACCCCGAGCUUGCUCUUGACGCGGCGGAGUUCUGGAUCGUUUCUGGUGAGCAAGAGCGCCUGCAAGAGCCUCUAGCUCCAUUUAUGCCCAAGAUCAUCCCCGUUCUCCUUCGGAAUAUGGUAUAUGAAGAGGACGACGUGAUCCGUUUGAUGGGCGACGAGGACGAUGCCGACACUGAGGACCGUGCAGAGGACUUGAAGCCGCAGUUUGCCAAAUCUAAGGCUGGUCGUCUUGAUAUGUCAAAAACGCAGCCAGACGGCACGAAUGGUGCACAGCAGCAAUUGGCCCAGGGUGACGACGAAGAUGAUCUUAGCGAGGGUGAGAUCGAAGACUCAGAGUUUGGAGACGAUCCCGAGGAUGAGUGGUCGUUGCGGAAGUGCUCUGCCGCUGCAUUGGAUGUCUUUUCGAAUGUUUACCAUGACCCAAUUUUUGAGAUCAUUCUGCCAUACCUGAAGGAGACUCUGCGACAUGAGCAGUGGCCCACCCGUGAGGCAGCUGUUCUCACCUUGGGAGCUGUCGCCGAUGGCUGCAUGGAUGCUGUCAUGCCCCAUCUUCCGGAACUCGUUCCCUACCUUAUUUCUUUGCUGAACGAUGCACAGCCCGUUGUGCGGCAAAUCACUUGUUGGUGUCUGGGCCGAUACUCGGAGUGGGCUUCACACCUCCACGGGGCAACAGAAAAGCACCAAUUCUUCGAACCCAUGAUGGAGGGAAUUCUCCACCGAAUGCUCGACAAUAACAAGAAGGUGCAAGAAGCAGCUGCCUCUGCGUUUGCCAGCUUGGAAGAGAAGUCGGAUGAAAACCUGGUUCCAUACUGUGAGCCUAUUCUCCGCCAGUUUGUCCAAUGCUUCGGUAAAUACAAAGACCGCAACAUGUACAUACUCUAUGACUGUGUGCAAACUCUGGCCGAGUGCGUCGGAAAUGAGCUGGCCAAGCCCCACCUGGUUGAGAUUUUGAUGCCUGCUCUGAUCGAGCGGUACAACAAUGUUGACGACCAGUCCCGAGAGCUCUUCCCGCUUCUUGAAUGUUUAGGAUACAUUGCAGCUUCCUACGAGGAUGUCUUUUCGCAAUUUGCUCCCCCUAUCUUCAGCCGCUGUGUCAAGGUUAUCUACCAGAACCUCCAAGAGUCUAUCGCCUCGGCGAACAAUCAAACUGUUGAUGAGACCGAUAAAGAUUUCUUGGUUACCAGCCUCGAUCUUCUCAGCUGCAUCAUCCAGGCCAUUGACCCCCAAAAGAGUGGAAAGAUGGUAUCUGAAUCCCAGCCGCGUUUCUUCGACUUGCUGUGCUACUGUAUGCAGGACUCCAAUUACGAAGUUCGCCAGUCGUCCUACGCCCUCCUCGGCGACUGCGCCAUUAGCAUCUUCCCUCAUCUGGAGCCAUUCAUCCCCGCGAUGAUGCCAACCCUCAUCAAGCAGCUCGACCUGGAUCUCCUUCCCGAUGAUGAUCGUGUCACCGGCUUCAGCGUUCUCAACAAUGCCUGCUGGUCGUGUGGUGAGAUCGCCGUGAACCAGAAGAAGAGUGACCUUGCUCCUCAUGCCGAGAAGCUGUAUUUUGGCCUCUUGAACAUCAUCAAUAACGAAGAGAUUAUCGAUUCGGUAAACGAGAAUGCUGCUAUGGCGCUGGGUCGUCUUGGUAUUUGCUGUCCCGAUCCAUUGGCACCUCGUCUGAGUGAAUAUGCUGGACCCUUCUUGAACUCUAUGGGCAAGAUUGAUUUCAGCCGCGAAAAGGCUUCGGCAUUCCUUGGAUUUAACCAAGUGGUGAUGAAGAACCCCCAGGCUAUGGAGUCAUGUCUUGGCGUUUACUUCGCGGCCAUUGCCGCCUGCGCAAGCAAGUCUCUUUCAUCACAGGAGGACUACCGGGACAUUCAUAACUCAUUCCAGCAGGUUUUGCAAGGAUACAAAAACAUGAUACCCAACUUUGAUUCGUUCCUCUCUCAGCUUCCUGCUCCCGUGUCCCAGAAGCUGCGCAUGCACUACCAACUUUAA